This is a messenger RNA of Brenthis ino (lesser marbled fritillary), 951 nucleotides long. The record is from the annotation of a GenBank genome assembly. Lineage: Eukaryota; Metazoa; Arthropoda; Insecta; Lepidoptera; Nymphalidae.
AUGAAGGGACUACGGGUAUUCAUGUUUAUAGUAGCAACCACUAUAUUACCAUGCAAGUCCACACCAGACGACAUCGAUGACUUUAAUAGGAUAUCUUCAAGUCUCCCACAGCCAAAACAUGGCGGGCUGGGUGUCAGAUUUAAAGAUGAGAAACAUACUAGAGAACUUGAGAUGCAAGCAUCACCACAAAGUUCCUCCCCAUUUUUAUCACAAUUUGUGCAUGAAGGAAACAAUCUUUUUUUUAAGCCACAAGUCUUAUUCGGCUCAAUUGUUAAGAACAAUCCUUAUAUUUCACAUCCACCGAUAGUAAAUGACGAAAAAGAAUUAGUUGUUUCAGAAAAUCCUAUGCCUCCAUCAAUUGAAACAAUAUCCAAAGAAGAUGAGAAUGCAUCAGCAUUAGAAGAAGAAAUAACUAAGAAGAAAUUACCAGAAAUCCCUGAAGCACCGAUAUUACCUCCAUUUGAAAUGCCCGUACUCCCACAAGUAGUUGGUGAAGAACCCGAAGUAAGAAUCGAAGAUUCUGCUGAAAAGAUAAUCAUCGACGAAAAACAUAUUAUAAUUCCGGAACCACCAACAUUUUCUCCUUCAAAUCUACCAGAACUACCUAUGCAAAUAUUUAGUAAUAAGCUAGUACCUGGCAUACUUCUAUGUACACGUAUAGAUAAUGACGGCAAUAAAAUAGCUGUCCCUUGUCCAAACCUAGCUCAACCUCCCUACUCAGAUGUUACUAACUUCAUGAAUAUAGUAGAAAACAAAGCUUUCAUACGUCCAUUGUCGACGAGAAUACCUCUUAGUAUCCCAUUUCAAAGGCCGAUCGAAACAGUCAUGCCUUUUCGAGAGGAUCUAACAAGUACUCGGUUUUUACCAUGUGUUACAGUUUCAAAAUUCCCUCUCAAUGAGUCAAAUCGUAAAUUUUUAAUAAAUCCUCAUCAUGGUGGUCUUUCAAAAUGU